Messenger RNA from Paecilomyces variotii, 2277 nucleotides. Its product is annotated as DNA polymerase alpha/epsilon subunit B-domain-containing protein. Gene Ontology annotation, cellular component: epsilon DNA polymerase complex. Lineage: Eukaryota; Fungi; Ascomycota; Eurotiomycetes; Eurotiales; Thermoascaceae. The coding region runs from base 1 to 2277 and encodes 758 amino acids. Gene Ontology annotation, molecular function: DNA binding. The record is from RefSeq and is a predicted model, not a curated record. The transcript has a single exon. Gene Ontology annotation, biological process: error-prone translesion synthesis; DNA-templated DNA replication.
AUGUCAGUGGCUAAAUCGAGAUUCAUACCUUCCGACCCAAUUCCUUCAUCAUCACCUGCAUUUGGGACUCCAGUUCAUCCGAUCCGCAAAGGGAAGCCGAACAACAUUGCUUCUAAGGCCUCAGUGCUACCAAUUCUACUUCCUCCUGCCACUCUAAGACCGGUGGCAUUUCGAGCCAUUACCAGGAAACAUAAUUUAACGAUAUCGUCCUCCGCUCUGCAGGCUCUGGCUACUUUUAUCGGCAAGAACUGUGGGUCAGGAUGGCGCGAAGAAGGACUGGCGGAACGGGUCUUGGACGAAGUUGCGAAACAAUGGAAGAGAGCUGGCGGCAGCGUGAUUGUCGAAGAGGGCAAUGGUGCAUCCCUUAAGACCAUAUUGCAGACGCUCGAAAGCAGUAUGAGUGCUGGGAGGAUUGUACACACUAAGGCUACUGCGCAAGACAGGCACCCUUCAAUCCGACGCGGUUCUACUGAUACUACGAGCGGCGGCGCUAUACAAGGAGGGAUUCGUACAUCCUCAGGCGCAGCUGAUGAAAGUAUUGAUGAUGAAAACGAGAUGGGCGAUACGAGACGGUGGAUUAAAGUCAUUGGGGCCUUUGACCAACCUCGCUUCACAUAUAACGUUAGCAAGAAGCAUUUUGAGACGCCCACAUGGAAGCCUUCGCUAUUCCCGCCGCCGUCACGAAAGACAUCCUUGUUUCGCGAUCGAUACAAUCUUAUUUACCAACGAUUACUUCGCAACGAAUCCUUCCAGUCAUCCCUGCGGGGAGCUUCAGACGAUCCAUGGCCGCGAGGGUCGUCAUCGAGGACGGUUGGCCAGCAAUCUUACAAGUUAACACUUAUUGCGAAUCUUCUGGGAAGGAGCGGAACCUCUCAUCUGGUGCUGGGUCUUCUUUCUAUCUCUCCUUCGGGAGACCUAUCUAUCACCGACUUGACAGGAAGCAUUGCGUUGGACUUGACUCAUGCACGCACUGUGCCGGAGGAUAGUGCGUGGUUUGCACCGGGGAUGAUCGUCCUGGUAGAUGGUAUCUACGAGGAAGAAGAAAGUGUCCGGGGCUCAACCCUGGGGGGUAAUACGGGAGUUGGCGGCGCGAUAGGAGGCAAAUUUGUCGGCAUCUCAAUUGGUGCUCCGCCAUGCGAACGAAGGGAACUUACGUUGGGGAUGAAUCUUCGCAAAGCUCAGAAAGACGUGACUGCUGGAGGAUUCGGCUGGGUCGACUUUCUCGGAGUUGGCAGUGAGCGUGCACAGGGGCAGCGCAUGAGAAGAAUCGAAAGACAAUGUCUACGACGCGAAAAUGAAGAUGGACAACAUUCCACUCGACGAAUGAUGGUUGUUAUGAGUGAGCUGAACCUCGAUAAUGUAAAAACAUUGGAAGCAUUGAGGGAAGCCCUCAAUAUCUAUAACACCUUACCAACCGAAGAGCUUCCGCUUGUGUUCUUCAUGAUUGGGAAUUUUGUCAAACACGCAGUGAUCAAUGGGGGCGGACGAGGCGGCAGUAUCGAAUACAAGGAAUAUUUCGAUUCGCUUGCUACGGUCUUGUCAGAAUUUCCGUCUCUGCUGCGCCAUUCGACGUUCGUCUUCGUCCCGGGCGAUAAUGACCCCUGGGCGUCUGCAUUUUCUACUGGCGCCGCCACCACUAUCCCGCGAGAUGGGAUUCCUGACAUGUUUACUACCAGAAUAAAGCGUGCAUUCGCGACGGCGAAUAACGAUGCAGAUGCAUCCCAUUCGAAAGAGCCUCGCGGUGAAGCAGUUUGGACAACUAAUCCAGCACGACUGUCCAUCUUCGGUCCGGUGCACGAGAUUGUUGUAUUCCGAGACGACAUCACCGGACGGUUGAGACGAAGUUCUGUGAUUUCCGGAACCUCCCAGCAGCCUGAUAUCGAGAUGACAGAUGACUCUGGUGAGAGACAGCCAGAAAUCUCUGAGACCAACGACGACCCGAAUGAGAAUUCACGAAAAAGAGACGAUGUCCCAUCUGCUGCGACGCUGGCUGCCCGAAAACUCGUCAAGACCGUCCUAGAUCAAGGAAACAUAUCUCCAUUCCCACUAACCUCGCGACCUGUCUUGUGGGAUUACGGAUCAUCAUUGCAUCUAUACCCUUUGCCCACAGCAUGUAUACUCGCAGACGCCGAGGCGCCGCCCUUCUCCAUCACUUACGAGGGCUGUCAUGUUAUGAACCCCGGUCCAUUAGUCCCCGAAGGUAGCAAGGGCCUCGCCCGAUGGAUCGAAUAUGACCUAUCCCGAAACCGAGGAAAAGUCCGAGAGCGUCGCUACUGA